AUGUCUGCUUGCAACACUUUCACUGAGCACGUCUGGAAACCCGGUGAAUGUAAGAACUGCUUCAAGCCCAAGAGCUUGCACCAGUUACCCCCGGUGUCAGAGAAGAAGCCGCUCUCCCAUGCCAACCUGAAAGCCAAUGCGAGCCAGAGCAGCGGCCAGCGCCCGGGGAGGGGCAGCGGCAGCUUCCGCCCGCCUGUGGCCAAGAAGCCGACGAUAGCAGUGAAACCCACCAUGAUGGUGGCAGAGGGGCUCUGCGGGGAGCUGGCCACGCUGGAGCAGUGCGAGAACAAAGCCCUGCCCGGGGGGUGGAACCGCAACAAGGCGGUGCUGAGCAAGAAACCACUGAACAAUAACAAUGAGGAGGAGAUCGAAGGUUACAGCCAUGUUCCCAGGCCGUAUGGCAGCAGCGAGGGCGUGGGGAAGGUACCCAAUAACAAUAAUAAUGGGCUGACAGAAGUUCUGAAGGAGAUUGCGGGUUUGGAUACCACACCUCAGCUCACUGGAAAUGAAACAAACGCGAGAGAAACCUUCUUGGGAAGGAUAAAUAAUUGUUACAAAAAAUCUUUAGAAAGGAAGAUCCCUCCAAGCUGCAUGGUGGGUGGAAUGAAGGACUCACAGAGUAAGCACGUUAUUCUGAGUGGAAGCACUGAAGUCAUAAGUAAUGAAGGUGGACGUUUCUGUUAUCCAGAGUUGUCGAGUGGAGAUGAGAGUGAGGAUGACACGUUUUUUGGCAGCAUGCAGGAAGAGCACGAGAGCUGGGAUGAAAGUGAUGAAGAGUUGUUAGCAAUGGAAAUCCGCAUGAGGGGCCAGCCUCGCUUUGCUAAUUUCAGAGCUAACACCCUGUCUCCUGUUCCGUUCUGUGUUGACAAAAAAUGGAAUACUGUGCCCCUUCGGAACAAGUCUCUGCAGCGGAUCUGUGCCGUGGAUUAUGACGACAGUUAUGAUGAAAUUUUAAAUGGUUACGGGGAAGAGACUGUGAUUCUUUAUGGGCAAGAGAGCAUGCAGAGCAUGGUAUCUUCUGAUUCUACAUCUCCUGAUUCUUCUUUGACAGAAGAGUCUCGUUCUGGGACAACCAGCAGUUCUUCCCAGAAGCUCUGUAAUGGAGGGUUAUCUCCUAGCACUCCUCAGGACCUCAAAGUGAUUGAACCAGAAUAUGAAAGUCUUUGUGACAAUCAACAAGUGAAGGACGUGCCAAAAGCACCCAGAAAUGCUCUGAAAAGUCAGGAAACUCACAAGGCAGUCCUUGCACUUCGCCUGGAGGAGAAAGAUGGCAAAAUUGCUGUGCAGACUGAUACGCAGGAGAAUAAAAGUUCUUCAGAUGUUGCUGGUCAAGCCGUGACUAUUAAUUUGGUGCCUGUGGAGGAGCAAGCUAAACCUUACAGAGUGGUGAACAUGGAACAGCCAGUGUGCAAGCCAUACACAGUAGUGGAUGUAUCAGCUGCCAUGACCAGUGAAUGUAAAGAGAACCAGACUGAAACCUCAGAAACCAAAAAGGCAUCAUCUAACCCAAGCUCACCAGUAACCCCAGGCACACCUAUUGCAUCCUCUGCAGCAUCACCUGUACGUGUACACGCCAAUCUGAAAAAAUCCAGCGCGAUCAGAUACCAGGAAGUGUGGACUUCCAGCACUAGUCCAAGACAGAAGAUACCUAAGGUGGAACUGAUUGGAAACAGCUCAGGACCUUCCGUUCCUCCCAGGAAGACAAGCCACAAGUCAGCUCCUACUUCACCUACAGCUACAAACAUUUCUUCAAAAACCAUCCCAGUGAAGUCUCCCAAUUUGUCUGAGAUAAAAUUCAACAGUUACAACAAUGCUGGCAUGCCACCUUUCCCUAUUAUCAUUCAUGAUGAGCCCACUUACGCUAGGAGUUCCAAAAAUGCUAUUAAAGUUCCCAUUGUAAUCAAUCCAAAUGCCUAUGAUAACUUGGCAAUCUAUAAAAGUUUUCUAGGGACAACUGGGGAGCUGUCUGUCAAAGAUAAAACUACAAGUGUGAUAAGCCAUACCUAUGAAGAAAUAGAAACUGAAAGUAAAGGCACCGAAGCCAUAGGCAGCAAAUCCACUGAGUUGCCCCAAGCAAAGGGGGCAGCCAGUAGCUCUGAGUGCAGGCUGGGCUCUGUGGCUCAGAAGGUCCAAGAGUUCAACAGCUGCCUCAGUAAAAGCCAGAUAUCCCCACAGAGAAGUCACAGUGCUGACCACAGCUCCCCCCCCAGAGUUCAAAAGGCAAUGCAAGAGCCUGCAGCAAAGGCAGAUGUGACCCCAGACGGUUCUGUCGGCAGCGGGGGUGGCAGAGAGAACGCGAGCACGGUGCUCUCACAGAUUGUGGCUUCUAUCCAGCCUCCACAGUCUCCUCCAGAAACACCUCAGUCUGCUCCCAAGUCCUGUAGUGUAGAGGAACUGUAUUCCUUACCCCCUGAGGGAGAUGCUAGUAAAAACACCCUGGUACGACCCAAAUCUCUGUUUACAUCGCAGCCUGAAGUGGAGUCCUCCAAGAUGGAAAGCACUGCCAUUAAAAUGCAGAAGGAUCCUCUGUCACAGCCAGCUGCCACUCCCUCUCCAAAGGCAGCGCGAGCCACCCCGGGGGCCAUCAGUCCCCAGGCAGAGCAGGCCCCGCCAUUCCCCCCUCCACGCUCCACCUCCUCUCCCUACCAUGCCAGUAACUUGCUGCAGAGGCAUUUCAGCAACUGGGCCAAGCCCAACAGCCCCACCAGGUCCACAGAAGCCGAGUCCAUCCUGCACUCGGAGGGGCGGCGCCCCGAUGCCAAACCCAAGCGCUGGAUAUCGUUCAAGAGUUUCUUUCGCCGCAGGAAAGCUGACGAUGAGGAGGACAGGGAGAAGGACAGGGAGAAGGGGAAGCUGGUGGGUCUGGAUGGAACUGUGAUCCACAUGCUCCCCCCGCCCCCAGUGCAGCGGCACCACUGGUUCAGCGAGGCCAAGUCGGAGUCGAGCGAGAAGCCCUCGAUCGUGUUCAUGUACAGGUGUGACCCUGCACAGACCGAGCCCCGGGCUGAGCUCCCAGCCCAGCCUGGGCUGGACUCUGCCAUCGCAGAGGCACUGGCCAAGGACAAGGGGGAAACACAGGAAAAGCCUCCAGAGAGCUCAGAACAAAACGCAGCCAGCCAUUCCUCACCACCUCAGGCUCCCAAGAAAAUCCCCAGCACACCAGAACACUGUGGAAUCAAUGGCUCGCCAGAGUUUCAAGACAUGAUUAAAAGACUCAAGAAGGCCCUGAAAGAAUUUCCUUUAAUGGGGAAUUGUGUGAGUGAGUACAGUGGUCAGGUGCCCGAGGAGCCGGCCCUGGAGGAGCUGUCCCCGCGUGUCCCCAGGGCGGUGUUUGUGAAGCAGGACAAUGGGGGCAGCGCCUCCGUCAUCCCGGCCUCAGCCUCCCGCGGGGCCCUGGGCCAGGAGGAGAAGGAAGAAGCUCCAAAUUCUCCUGAUCUGAGUACCUGCAGUGCUACCUACAGCAACUUAGGGCAGUCCAGAGCAGCUAUGAUCCCUCCAAAACAGCCCAGGCAACCCAAGGGAGCUUUGGAUGAUGCCAUUGCCUUUGGAGGGCUGGCAGACCAGGAGACAGUGAACAACUUGCAGCCAACACCACCUCCACUGCCAAAGAAAACAAUUUUGAGAGCGAACACAGAGCCAACUCCCCGAGACCUCCAGAAGCAGGCUCUGGAGAACAACCUGUGCAUCAUGGCCAACCCCACCUAUGACAUUGACACCAACUGGGAAGCGAGCAGCGCCUGCUCCUCGGUCAGCCUGGAGCUCAAGGUCCUGGACAAUGAGUCAGGAGAUUCCUUGGACAGGCCCUCAGAGAAGCUGAGGGCGGCCACCUCGGCCACGAGCAGCGUUUCCAGCCUGGCCACCGGCAGCAUCAAGGAGCGCUGCUCCACCAGCAUGGAGUCCCUGAGCGGGCGGCGCCUCCCGCAGGCCAGGCAGGGCCAGGGCGUGCAGAAGCCGCAGAGACAGGCGCUCUACCGGGGCAUCGAGAACAGGGAGGAGGUGGUGGGCAAGAUCCGCAGCCUGCACGCAGACUCGCUGAAGAAGCUGGCGCUGAAGUGCGAGGAUCUGUUCAUGGCGGGGCAGAAGGACCAGCUGCGCUUCGGCGUGGACAGCUGGUCGGAUUUCCGGCUCACCAGCGACAAGCCCUGCUGCGAGGCGGGCGAUGCCGUGUACUACCCUGCCUCCUACGCCAAGGACCCCCUCAACAACUACGCCGUCAAGAUCUGUAAGAGCAAGGCUAAGGAGUCCCAGCAGUAUUACCACAGCCUGUCCAUCCGGCAGAGCCUGGCUAUCAACUUCAACAUCCAGCAGGACUGUGGCCAUUUCCUGGCCGAGGUGCCCAUGCGCCUCCUUCCCUGGGAGGAUGACGACGCAGCGGACGUGGAAGAAGAGCGGGAGGAAGAGGAGAAAGAGCCUGAGCAGAAGAACAAAGACACUGCCUGCAGCCCAGAGGCCUCGUGCAGGGACAGCCCCAGCAGGCAGGGCACCCUGAGCAAGCCCCGCAGCCGCGUGGUGGUGAUCACCCGCGAGGUGCCGCAGCUCACCGUGGCCGACUUCGUGCGUGACUCCGCGGCCCGGCACAGCAAGAGCCCCGACCUGUACGAGAGACAGGUGUGCCUGCUGCUCCUGCAGCUGUGCCUGGGCCUCGAGCACCUGAAGCCCUACCACAUCACCCACUGUGACCUGCGCCUGGAGAACCUGCUGCUGGUUCACUCCAGGCCGGGAGGCAGCCCCCUGAGCCCCGAGGCCACAGAGCCCAAUCCCAACACUGCCUGCCCGGCCAGAUUAAUUGUGAGCAACUUCUCCCAGGCCAAGCAGAAGAGUCACAUGGUGGAUCCUGAGGUCCUGCGGGAUCAGUCCCGCCUGGCUCCAGAAAUCAUCACUGCAACGCAGUACAAGAAGUGUGAUGAGUUCCAGACUGGCAUCCUCAUCUAUGAAAUGCUGCACUUACCCAACCCCUUUGAUGAGAAUCCAGAGCUGAAAGAGAAGGAGUACACUUGUGCCGAUCUCCCCAAGAUUCCUUGCCGUUCCCUCUACUCUCAAGGGCUUCAACAACUUGCCAGCUGCCUGCUGAAUCCCAACCCUUCGGAGAGGAUCUUGAUAUCAGAAGCCAAAGGAAUCCUUCAGUGUCUGCUUUGGGGCCCACGUGAGGACUUGUUCCAUGCUCUCAGUACAUCUUCCAACCCCUCACGGAGAGAUGCUAUACUUCAGAACUGGCUCGAUAUAAAAAGGACGCUGCUGAUGAUCAAGUUUGCAGAGAAGUCCUUGGAGAGGGACUGUGGAAUUAUUCUGGAAGACUGGCUUUGUUGUCAAUAUCUGGCUUUUGCCACUACAGACUCACUUCAUCGCAUUGUGAGACUCAUGAAGCAGCACUAGUUGUAGAGCCUGUUGCUUUUCGUGAAGCAUCCCCACCUCUGCCCCAGCCCUCACUCCAGCCUGCACUAGGGCUCACACUUUGUACAAUUGUUACAAAACAGCCUAGACAACAAAGCCAGCAACUCUGAGCAAAUAGGUUCUAAUUGGAGAAAUUGCAUCCUGUACCAAGUAUGACAGAAACUUUACUUUUUUGCCAGGCCUGCUAGGGAUUGAUCACAUACACGACUGCAUUUGGAUCAGACAGUAUGUAACUUGAUUCAUAUCUGGCUGAAAAGGAGAGCAAGCUUUGAUACCACUAUUUCUACCACUACAGUAAACAAAUUGCCCUCCUCUUCUGGGUAGUUUCUGUCAUUUCCUACAUAGCAUUGAUUAGUGAAUAGCAGUGACCAUAAGCAGAGAUGGAUUCGUGGUGAAUGUGAGAUGAAUUAUCCACCAUGCCACAAAACACUCAUUUGCUUUCACUCCACAUACCACACGUUUCCUCUCAGCUUAGUCAGUCCCCCACAAGCAGGCUGUGCUCCUCUCUCCUUUGGUCUCAACCAAACAGGUUCUGAUCUUUCUCUUACACUUUACACCACCUGUACUUUCCUCCCCAGAUGUGGUUUUCCCACUGAGCAUGGCAAGUGUCAGUGAGCAGUAAGCACCUGUGUUCAGUCCUCUUCCCUCUGCCUCAUUGCCUACCCAUAUCCUUUCUAACCAUUCACAAUUUCAUCAAUACUGCCUUAAUCACACCAUCACCCUUAGCUUGAGACCUGUGCAUUAAAAAGCAGCAUAUGCACACUUUAUCUAUCCUAUUUCCUAGGCAACUUUCACCAGUCUGAACUGUUGAUGUACUGUAGGCAUAACCACAUUUAUACAAGAACAAUACAACACAUGGUAGACCCUUGAAAUUCCCCUUCCAUUGCAAAAAGCACUAAAGCCUGACUUGAAAUGGAUGGGACAUACAUAACCUUCUCUGACAAUCACUGCUAUGAAUCAGGGAUGAAAAUAAAAGCCACCUCUUCUGUUUUGGUUUGGUCUGCUCUUGUCACUUAUG
Messenger RNA from Agelaius phoeniceus (red-winged blackbird), 6409 nucleotides. It is a transcript of the gene PEAK1, whose product is annotated as pseudopodium enriched atypical kinase 1. The record is from RefSeq and is a predicted model, not a curated record. NCBI's taxonomy places the organism in Eukaryota, Metazoa, Chordata, Aves, Passeriformes, Icteridae. Gene Ontology annotation, biological process: protein phosphorylation. Gene Ontology annotation, molecular function: protein kinase activity; ATP binding. Gene Ontology annotation, cellular component: focal adhesion; actin cytoskeleton.